UCUAGGAGAAAAAUUGUAUCAAUCGUUGAUUGACCAAAAUAGUUGAUUGUCGUUUUUUUAUUUGUUAUGAUAUUUCGCCCUGGUUGUUUUCUACAAUCUAGACGAUAUUUUAAGUUGUUUGCAAUGGCUAAAAGUAAAUAUGAAUAUGUAAAAGAUUUCGAAAUGGAUGACCAGCUCUUAAAAAAUUGCUGGAUUGUUGUCAGAAUAGAUGGCAAAAAUUUUCACAAAUUUGCUGAUUCUCAUGAUUUCAACAAACCUAAUGAUGAACGAGCAUUGAAUUUAAUGAACAAAGCUGCUUUGACAGUCAUGAAGGAAUUUCAUGAUAUAACAAUCAGCUAUGGACAAAGCGAUGAAUAUUCUUUUAUAUUCAAGAAAAAUACCUCAUUGUACAAUCGUAGAAGUGCUAAAAUAAUGAGUACUGUAAGUAGCCUGUUCACAUCAGCGUAUGUAUGUAAUUGGUCAAAAUAUUUUGGAAACCAAAAUUUAAAUUAUCCACCAAGCUUUGAUGCAAGAAUAGUUUUAUAUCCGUCUGAUCAAAAUUUAAAAGAUUAUCUUAGUUGGAGACAAGCUGAUGUACAUGUUAAUAAUUUAUAUAAUACUUCUUUUUGGAACCUGGUGUUAAAUGGAAAGUUAUCAAAAGCCAAGGCAGAAGAAAGAUUGCGUGGAACAUUGUCUUCUGAUAAAAAUGAGUUGUUGUAUUCUGAAUUCAAUAUAAAUUAUAAUAAUGAACCUGUCAUGUACCGUAAAGGGACAACUUUAGUUCGUAAGAUAGUAUAUGACGAUAAAGUUAAUAAAGAAAGGCAAGUGAUUAUUCCUAUACAUGUUGAUAUGAUCCAUGAGAGCUUCUGGAAACAAAAUUCAGAAAUUUUAACUAUGAAGGCACCUUUGACACUUUUUGAUGAGGAAGUUAAGCAUUUGCCUGAUGUGGUUGCGGAGCAACUUAGAAUGUAGUAUGAAUAUUUAUUUAUCAAUGAUUCGAAAUGUAAAAAUUUAAAUAUGAAACUUUGUGAUACGUAAUAUGUAUUUUUAAUUCAUGAUACACAAUCAGCAAUAAUAUUACUGUCAGAGUCUAUCAAUGUUAUAAUAACUGUUAUUGUGCAUUAUACAAAUACA
This is a messenger RNA of Ctenocephalides felis (cat flea), 1113 nucleotides long. Its product is annotated as probable tRNA(His) guanylyltransferase. Gene Ontology annotation, molecular function: tRNA guanylyltransferase activity; magnesium ion binding. Gene Ontology annotation, biological process: tRNA modification. Lineage: Eukaryota; Metazoa; Arthropoda; Insecta; Siphonaptera; Pulicidae. The transcript is spliced from 2 exons. The record is from RefSeq and is a predicted model, not a curated record. Bases 67 to 951 code for a protein of 294 amino acids.